ACACAACACCAUACCAGAUCAUGCCCUCAAUAUCGAUAUAAGCAGAAAGUUGUUCUCCGGAAAUAACAAACUGAUUAGGACAUCAGCCGAACCACAAGAAAGCCCUUUCAAGAAGCCACCUGCCCAGGGCGACGGCGGGGUUGGCUCGAUCACCCCCACCAUAACUUACCAUCAGCCUCGUCGUCACCGGCCCGGCUCCAGCCAGAGUUCAGUCAUAAUAUCCAGGCCGGUCAAUGAAGAUGACAUCCACAGAUGGACCGAGGUCAUCGGGACAAGAUACGGCUUCAGAGCCAUGUAUACGAUGCAAGUCUCAGCCUGCGGCACAUGACCUGAGAUCAGAAAAUGUCUGCACACCAUGUUUUGUCCAGUACAUCCAGAACAAGGCGAUCAAGCGCCUCGAGCUCCUCCAGCGCGAGACGCGGGGGCUCAAGCUACCCUCCAAGCCGCAGCGCUACCUCCUGGCGCUGAGCGGAGGGCCCAGCUCGACGUGCCUCCUCGACGUGCUGUACGACAACAUCCUGCAGCAGCGGGCGAGGGGCCAGCGAGUCAAGUUUGAGCUGCUUGUCGCUCAUAUCGUCGACGAUGGAGAUACCGUAUCAAGCGUUAGUGGUGGCAACGGAGUGGUAGACAAGUUCAGGGAGAGGUUCCCGGAGGUCGAGAUCCAGAGCAUCCCGCUUUCCGCCGUCCUCGCGCUCGACUCGAUAGACUGGAGUGCCUUGCCGCCCACAGAUCUACCAGCGGCGACCCAAGAGCCAGAGAAGAACAAUGGCCACCGCCACCGCCUCGCGUACCUCUUCUCCCAGCUCCCCUCGGCCACGUCCCGCGCCGACGUACGGCGCCUCCUGACGCGGCAUCUGCUCAUCACCACGGCGGUCCAGAACGCAUGCGACGUGCUCCUUCUCGGCUACAACACGACGAGCCUUGCGGAGCUAACGCUGUCCGAGACGGCCAAGGGGCGUGGGUUCGCGCUGCCCUGGAUGGUGAAUGACGGGGUUCUCCCCCUGCCGAGGUCGAUGCUAGACCGGGCGCCGGAGCCUGGGGUCAGUGAGAAGGAGGAUACUGGUGGGAGUGGUAAGAAGGACAGCGGUAGGAGUUCAAACCCGAGUACCACGGGGAUUCCAAUCUAUAGCCCGCUGAGGGACAUCUACCGCAAAGAGCUGUUCGUCUACUUGACGACCGUCUCAACAUCGACAUCAGCAGCAGCCCCAGCAUCCGUUCCAGCCGCUACAAGCACCGAUACUACAGCUCCAGCAAAAGCACCUUUAUUCUCCAUUAUCCCACCACAUCUGCUUCCAAGCCAACUGCAAAAAGUAGCAUUAGCGGCAGCAACAGGAACAGAGCCAGGCCAGCAGCAGCAACCACCACCGGCCGUGGUAUCCCACCGCGACCUGAGCAUCGACGACGUCAUGGCGCGCUACUUUGCCGAAGUGGAAGCCAACUAUCCUUCCGUGGUGGCCAACGUGGUCCGCACCACGGGGAAGCUGAGCUGGCUCCUCAGCGGUGACGUGGGACAUGAUCAUGAUCAUGACCACCCAACUCAGGACGCCGACGACAGCAGCUCUCCCACCACCACCACCACCACCACCACCACCACCACAGACGCCCAGCCGCGGGAGAGAGGCCGCUGCGGGAUCUGCGGGCUGCAGCUCGACGAGCACGGCAACCAGCGGUGGAGGGGCGAGAUUGGCGACUUUGACGCCAAGAACAACGAGGACGGACCUGCGCCGACGCCGCAGCAGCAGCAGAGGCAGAAGAUUAGGCAGGAGGGCAGGUUAUGCUACGGGUGUGAGCGUUCGAUCUUGGGCUAGAAGAAAAGAAGCCCGUAAAAGGACAAAGCGAUGUAAAAGACGUGUGAUCAACGACAUGACAUAUGCAGAGCUCAUUGAGAUGCAGAAUUUCAAUUGACAACAAAUCUUUUCUGCU
Molecule: messenger RNA, 1923 nt
Organism: Microdochium trichocladiopsis
Lineage: Eukaryota; Fungi; Ascomycota; Sordariomycetes; Xylariales; Microdochiaceae
Exons: 2
Coding region: 234-1808 (524 amino acids)
Biological process (GO): tRNA wobble position uridine thiolation
Cellular component (GO): cytosol
Molecular function (GO): tRNA binding; sulfurtransferase activity
Source: RefSeq, a predicted model, not a curated record